Nothoprocta perdicaria is the source of this 1499-nucleotide messenger RNA. RefSeq names its product T-box-containing protein TBX6L-like. Bases 156 to 1499 code for a protein of 447 amino acids. NCBI's taxonomy places the organism in Eukaryota, Metazoa, Chordata, Aves, Tinamiformes, Tinamidae. Gene Ontology annotation, molecular function: RNA polymerase II cis-regulatory region sequence-specific DNA binding; DNA-binding transcription factor activity, RNA polymerase II-specific. Gene Ontology annotation, cellular component: nucleus. The transcript has 9 exons. The record is from RefSeq and is a predicted model, not a curated record. Gene Ontology annotation, biological process: cell fate specification; positive regulation of DNA-templated transcription; regulation of transcription by RNA polymerase II.
AGGCACUCUUGACACUGGAUCCCAGGAGGGAAAAGCUUUUGCUUGUGGCGGGAACUCGGACCUGCUUCGGAACUGGACUAUUUUGGCUCCCCUCGUAAGGAUUCCGGUGGCUCGCGCGGCUGUGCAGCUCCCUGGACUUCACAGUACAUGGAAAAAUGCAAGCGUUGCCAGACGUGAAAGCGCCGUGUGACGCCCUUCCUUCGCCCAGCCUGGAGCCCUACGCGCAGAGCUCCAUCGUGGUCACCCUCGAGGACAUGGGGCUCUGGAUGAAGUUUCACCAGAUCGGGACCGAGAUGAUCAUCACCAAAUCCGGCAGACGAAUGUUUCCACAAUGCAAAAUCAAAGUCUCCGGCUUAAUCCCCUACGCCAAGUAUCUCAUGCUGGUAGAUUUUGUACCAAUGGACAACUUCAGGUACAAGUGGAAUAAAGAUCAAUGGGAAGUGGCUGGAAAAGCAGAGCCCCAGCUCCCUUGUCGCACCUACAUCCACCCCGAUUCCCCAGCUCCCGGCAGCCACUGGAUGAAGGAACCUGUCUCCUUCCAGAAGCUGAAGCUCACCAACAACACGCUGGACCAGCAUGGCCAUAUCAUCCUGCACUCCAUGCACCGCUAUAAGCCUCGCUUCCACAUCGUGCAGGCGGACGACCUCUUCAGUGUCCGCUGGAGCAUCUUCCAGGUCUUCAGCUUCCCAGAGACUGUCUUCACAUCCGUCACUGCUUACCAGAACGAGAAGAUCACAAAACUCAAGAUCGACAACAAUCCAUUUGCUAAAGGCUUCCGGGAGCAUGGAAAGAACACCCGAAGGGAAGGACGAGCCAAGUGCCAGAAAUCCAGUCCCGCCAAAAGCCAGAAGAGGAAGCUGCCCGAGGAAAAGGAGCCCGCUGCUGAGGAACGUGACUUCGGGAAGGACGAGGACGUGGGCGUGAAGGAGGAGAGCAACCCGGUGGUGGUGAGCGGCGCCUUCCCCUUCUGGGCGGCGGAGCAGAGCGGCGGCCAGGCCUUUCCCGCCGCGGCGCCCGCGCCGGCCGAGCCGCGCGACCCUCCGGCCAGGGAGCAGCAGGUGCCCACGCCGUCCUACCAGGCCUACCGCUUCCAGGAGGCCGCGGAGGCGCCGCCCGCCCGCGACGCGGCCGCGCUCGCGGACCCGCGCCCGCGGUGCCCCCACGCGCUGGAGCUGCUGCCCGAGCACGAGGCCAAGCAGCUGCCCGAGGCCUUCGCCAGCCUGCUGCCGCCGCCGCUGCCGCCGCCGCAGGACUACGCCGGCGUCGUCAACGUGGCCGUGGACGCCGUGGGCAAAGGCGGCGCCCGCGCGCCCGUGUACGGCCCCUACGGCGCCGAGCAGGGCCUGGGCCAGUGGAUGGUGCCCGCGCACGGCCAGUACCGCGCCGUGAGCUACUCGGCCUUCUCCACGGAUUACAACGCGCAGGGCGCGUCGGGACAUGCCCACGGCGCCGUGGCCGAGUGGAGCCAGUACCCGCUGUUCCCCUACGCCUGCUGGUGA